Messenger RNA from Dicrocoelium dendriticum, 1202 nucleotides. Lineage: Eukaryota; Metazoa; Platyhelminthes; Trematoda; Plagiorchiida; Dicrocoeliidae. The record is from the annotation of a GenBank genome assembly.
CUUACUUGUUGCUUGCAGCUUCAAACUAUACCAGUUUUUAAUAACUGACGGCAUGGGGUACGGCCGGCCAAUAUUUUAUGCGUUUCUGCGUCGGGAAGAUUACGCAUCAUUGCUUACGUUGUUCGAAGCGUUUCGGGAUAUCAUGGGUCAUGAUAUUCCCGUCCGCACAAUAAUGAUGGACAAAAUGGCCGCUCAAAUACGUGCGGCGCGCGCCGUUUUUCAAUGCGACAUUUUGUUGUGUUACUUCCACAUCCGCCAGGCCAUCAGGAAGCAUACAAACAUUAACCGGUCGCGUUAUCUGUUUCAUCGCAUGGCAACUUCUGACACGGAGACUGAAUUUCAACAAGAUUUGAAGCUCCUUCAAAGAACAGACCCCCACUUUGUGCGCUACCUUACGUUGUACUGGUUGUACAUAAAACGCUCGUGGGCGAAACACGCACAAGCUGGACUGGUGCAUUUUGGCAAUACAACGAACAACCGAGUUGAGAAUGCCAACUUGCGAUUGAAGAAAGUUACCCAUGCAUCGGAUGGCCUUGUUGCAGCCGUUCGCAAAGUCUGGGCGCAUUCGGAAGUUCUCCUGAAAGAGUCCCAGAUGCAUGCCGCGUUUUUCUGUGACAGGCGUCAGCUACUAGAAGGCAGCGCAUAUGUUCAUCGCGUAGUUUGCCUCUUAACUACGUACGCAUGCAACUUAGUGAUGCGCCAUUUAGCACAACCCAUGUUACAAGCAGUUUACUCGGACCUUGGAGAUGGAGUGUUUGAGAUAUCGCACCAGGGAAACCGCUUCACCAUCGAUUGCUCCUUGGGAACAUGUACCUGUCCUUUUUAUGAAACCAUGUGGCUUCCGUGUGUGCAUUUAAUGACGGCAUACAAGCAGCACGCGUAUCCGACAAGCCAAAUACCUAUUUGCAUCCGCUGGCUGGCGGACUACAACCUACCCACAGAGUCCAUGCCGUUGCGGACGUUGAAAGUCCCCGUUACGAAACCAUCUACGUCUAAAAUUGCACAUCUUGUACAUCGUCUGAGAAGUGCUGAAGAGGUUAAUCCAUCCGGAUUUUCGGAACUGUAUCAAGAGCUAUUGCGAAGGACUAACGAAAAACAACCGCGUUGGCCGAAAAUUAUGGCGCCCACAGAUUUGUGUUUCACAUGCAGCAAGCCUGUUGUGAUUGACGCAGUUCGCUGUGCGCACAAUCGGUUACUUUACC